ACCAUUUACUACUACUGCUACUAGGUACCUACCUCUAACUCUACUCUUUACCUCUUUUUAUUUUUUUAUUUUUUUUAUUCUCACCCCAACACUAACCCAAAAUUAAACCUUAAGCAUUGGCAAGUUCCUUACCAAUUCGACUUGGCGUAUUACAGAAUAAGAGUAGUACUACGGUACAUCCACGGUUUUUAGUGAUACUACUUUACUUCUUUCACACCCCAUUACCAUCAUAACAUAUUACCUUUAAACGCACCCUUUACUUUACACCUUACAUAACCCUUCUUUUCCACCAUUAUUAGUCUUUUCCCUAAACAACUACAUACUCGACGCGUCGUUAUCUUUUAUACAUCUUAUCUGGCUGAAUUGCCAUACCCAUUGUCGCGUCGCCCGACUAUGGACUCACCUACAACCAUGUCGCCGACGCGCGCACUCUCUUCAGAGUCCAGCAUUGGUGCUGCUGCCGACACUUUCUCUGCCGCCGCGUCUCUUAGCUCUACACCCCCUAGCACCGUUGCCGACACAGCCAGCUUGGCCUCAGAUAUAUCCAAGAACGACAAUGUCACCCCAAUUGGCCUUGUUAGCGAACCUGCUGACUCGGCCGAGGUCGACGCGACCACCGAGGUGGCCGACUCUAUUGUCGCGUCUGCCGACCCUCCGAACCCAGUUCAGCCUUCCGAGUCACCUGCGCAAACUGCCCUAGAUGCACCUGUCAUAGAUGCACCUGCCAAUGGACGCUCGCGCCGACAGCGCCUUAGCACCCCUAUAUACAACCUUGCAAAAUUAGCUGGCACUGCUAUCCAUGGCAAGCGACGAUCCAAAGGCGACAUCGUAUCUGACCGAAGACGACGCCAUACAACUGCCGGCGAGAUUCAAGUUGCGAACGAAGAGGAAGUGGAUAAUGAUGCAGCAUCUAUGAAGUCUACCAAAUCCAAGCUUUCUACGCUAAAAGAUGCCGUUCCCGCGAGACGCAUUUCGACGCGUUCGACAGGUGUGGAAGCGGAGACGUUAGCAAGCAAACUAUCUACUCUGGGAAAGAGGGGUAGGAAGACUUUUGAGAAGGGUUUAAGCAAGAUGUCGCGUGAGUUGCGCCGUUUGCAAGAUACGGACGAGUUUGCAGGAAUUGAUAAGAAGCCUGUCGUAUACACCACUUGGGUUAAUGGAAAGUAUGUAUCUCCGGAAGAUUCGCAACCCCCCCGAAAGAAGGCGAAGGUUGCAACAGAGACGCCAGAGGUUACUGCUCCAGAGCCCGAACCUGUUGAACUUGGCCCGGUUGUUAAGAAGAGACGGGUUAAGAAAUAUCUCGAUCGUGGCCUAUACGCUGGUCAGGAGACCCCGCAGGAUAUAUAUAAAGGACUUACACUCUCAGAAAAGAAGAGCUUGGCACAAUUGCCUGAGCUGAUGCCGAGCGGCAAGGUGAACACCACUUUGCCUAUGCCCAUAUACAAUGGUAUGCGCACAUUAAUCCAGGGCAGGGAUUUUAAGCUGCCUUUUGACAUCUGUAACCCUCUUCCUCCGGGACAGCCCAAGCCUGACGAAUGGAAGAAAAUUACGAAGAAUCGAUUCGUUGGUGAUGCCGCGGCUUAUUGGAAGAAGACACCCCACUUCAAGGACUACCAGUCUAAGUGUGUAUGCACCCCGGAAGAUGGAUGCGGGGAGAGUUGCCAGAAUAGAAUCAUGCUCUACGAGUGUGAUGAGACCAACUGUAAUGUUGGCUCGGGCUUAUGCCAGAACCGCGCUUUUGCGAGACUCCAGGAGCGGAUUAAGGAAGGAGGAAAGUACCGCGUAGGAGUUGAGGUUAUCAAGACUUCGGAUCGUGGUUAUGGCAUUCGUGCCAACCGUUGCUUUGAGCCUAAUCAAAUCAUCAUGGAGUAUACCGGUGAGAUUAUCACCGAAGAGGAGUGCGAUCGGCGCAUGAAUGAGAAGUACAAGGACAAUCAGUGUUAUUACCUAAUGUCGUUUGAUCAGAACAUGAUCAUUGACGCUACGACUGGUAGUAUCGCUCGUUUCGUCAAUCAUUCAUGUUCACCAAAUUGCCGGAUGAUUAAGUGGAUUGUCUCGGGACAGCCUCGCAUGGCCCUCUUCGCGGGUGACCGCCCCAUCAUGACAGGCGAGGAGUUAACGUACGACUACAACUUUGACCCUUUUUCUGCUAAGAACGUCCAAAAGUGUCUCUGCGGUAGCUCGAAUUGUCGAGGAGUCCUGGGUCCGAAGCCCAAGGAAGUGAAGCAGCCGAAGCAGCCCAAGGAGACGGGAGCCGGCAAGAAGGGUGCCAGCGGUGGAAAGAGGAAGCUCAAGGAGGCGCUCGGUGAGAAGGAAGAAGCAGAAGGCAGCGCAACGAAGAAGCGCAAGAUCAAGACCGCGACGGGAGUGAAGGCGCAGAGUGUUAAGCGCACCCUCUCUACUGCUGGUCUUAAAGCUGCUAAGGGUGCUGCUAAAGGCGUCGCCAAAGGUGCCGCCACAGCUAUUAAGCGUAGCGUGUCGACAAUCUCCGUCAACACGAAAUCGGUUCUGGGCCCGAAGGGUUCUCCGAGUCGUAAGACAUCAGCGGUCCGAAAGUCGAAGACUGUAGUUAGAACCUACAGUAAGGCUAAGGUACAGUCGAAGCUACCGGCGGCUUUCCGCACCACUCUUCGAAAGCCCGCAUCGCGCAGCUCGAGUUCUACAAUAGUCGCAGCAGGUUCCGAGGAUGUGCCUGAAGAGGAAGAAGAAGAUGCGGAUUUGCCAAUGGCCGGUACUAGCAAGACAGCAGCACCCUCGAAGGAUGAUGAAGUCGAGGAAGUUGAGAAUGAUGUUGAGCCCGACCAAAAAGCAGCCGACGUACCCCGAUCUGUGAGCAGAAUUCGUCUUGUUCACUCGUGAGAUAUCCUCACGUAUAAGCUAUUAACAGUGGCCCUUUCAUCACAUGGCAACUGAAGCGAAAACACGGUCAUUAUUCGUAUAAUGUGGGGCUUCAAACCAGCCCGAAUCCUUGAAGAAUGGACCAAUAAUACACCAAUAUCACCUGGGGCUUCAUCGCCUCAGCAUCUCCUUUACCGACUCAUUGGCGA
Daldinia caldariorum is the source of this 3047-nucleotide messenger RNA. Its product is annotated as SET domain-containing protein. Gene Ontology annotation, cellular component: nucleus; chromatin. Gene Ontology annotation, biological process: regulation of DNA-templated transcription. The record is from RefSeq and is a predicted model, not a curated record. The transcript is spliced from 3 exons. Gene Ontology annotation, molecular function: histone H3K36 methyltransferase activity; protein binding. Lineage: Eukaryota; Fungi; Ascomycota; Sordariomycetes; Xylariales; Hypoxylaceae. Bases 394 to 2859 code for a protein of 821 amino acids.